Messenger RNA from Cyclocybe aegerita, 2541 nucleotides. The record is from the annotation of a GenBank genome assembly. Lineage: Eukaryota; Fungi; Basidiomycota; Agaricomycetes; Agaricales; Hemipholiotaceae.
AUGUCCAAACGCGCUCUCUCUUCCAAUGUGACACCUAGUAAGAACAAACGCUUCAAGGCUCAGCACAAUCAACAUCAAAUUGAUCACUUUUUUGCCUCUCCAAAGGCAAAGCAACCCAGUACUACGUCAACCUCAACGCCUGAGUUUGUUCAGGGAAGCUCCCGGUCCAAAGCCGCCACAACUGCUCCAAAGCAUCCAGCGACUCCAGAGGUCAUUGAUGUUGAUGCCUUUGAAUCGCUAAACUCUGCCCCAGUCGCUGCACCAGAGCCCGUUUCUCCCGUCAAGAAAAAGUCAACGCCGUCUCAACCCCUUCGCGUUGCGAAGGUCUCUGAGAGCGCGAUAGGGAUUGAUACCUACUCAGCCCUCGACGUGGAUCCAGUUGUGUAUGAUCAAUCACAACCGUCAGGCUCUUCGAAAGCUCCUUAUUCCCUCUUGACGCGUGCAUUGGUGAGCUUAUCGCAAACACGUUCGCGGAUCGCCAUCAUCAAUACUCUGACAAAUGUGCUGCGAACGAUUAUUUUGAAACACCCUACAUCUCUUCUACCAGCUGUGUAUCUCCUGUCCAACACACUUGCCCCUCAGUUCGUAUCCAUCGAGCUUGGCCUUGGUGCCUCCAUUCUUUCGCGCUCAAUCCAACAAAUAUCUGGCCUGUCUCCCGCAGCUCUCAAGAAAUUAUACAACACCACUGGAGAUCCUGGUGACGUUGCCUUCGCUGCGAAAUCCAACUUGAGGACCCUCGUUCCUCAUCCACCGUUAACUGUGCCCUAUGUCUACGAGUCGAUGAUUAGAAUCGCAAAUUGCAAGGGUCCAGGCGCUGCAAAGGAGAAGCAGAAGAUUGUUGAGAAGCUGCUGCUCGCUGCGAUAGGAGAAGAAGUUCGCUAUCUCAUGCGAACUCUCUGUCAGAAUCUUCGUGUUGGGGCUGUUCGGACAUCGAUACUCACUGCCUUGGCAAGGGCAAUCGUGCUCACACCCCCACUGGGCGUUUCUACCGACCCAAGCAGUGGCGAGAUUGAACACUAUGCCUCCUCCGACCUUUUGACGAAGCUAAAGGAGCUGGACCCUUCGAUCUCGUCUUCGAAAGGGAAGGCUCGAGACGCUGAAAGGGAGGAGUUGAUUGGGAAGUUCCAGCGAGCCGAAAGCUUGGUCAAGCAAGUCUACGUCAAGCAUCCAAGUUAUGACCAACUUAUUCCGGCUCUUCUUGAAGGUGGUUUUGACUCCCUGGCAGACCGCGUCCCUCUCACUGUUGGAAUACCACUGCUUCCUAUGCUGGGCUCACCAACUCGUUCAUUGGAUGAAAUAUAUAAUCGCCUCGGCGGUCUUCCAUUCGCAGCCGAAUUUAAAUACGACGGCCAAAGAGCCCAAAUACACGCCUCGCGAAGCCCGGAUGGGAAGGAUACUAUAAAGAUCUUUUCACGCCAUUUAGAGGACAUGACAUCCAAAUAUCCAGACGUGAUCGCCUUGGUGAAAGAAAUGUUUGAUGAAACCCCCAAGGCUACGUCCUUCGUCAUGGAUGCAGAAAUUGUCGCGAUAGAUCCAGCGACUGGAGCAUUGAAAACGUUCCAAGAGCUAUCCAAUCGCGCUCGAAAAGAUGUCAACCUCCAGGACGUCAAGAUUCUUGUAUGCGUUUUCGCCUUUGACCUGAUGCACCUAAAUGGGGAGCCUUUACUUGGACUCACGUUCCGAGAAAGGAGAUCUCAUCUCCGAACACACUUCACUCCGCGAGCAAAGCAGCCGACCGACGUGCUUCCAAUCGCCCAUUUCAAUUUCGUUGAGAGCUGUGAAAGCGAAGACGGCAAGACAACCAUAGAAGGAUUCCUCGCCAAGGCCGUUGAGAACCGCUGUGAAGGAUUGAUGAUCAAGCUGCUCGACAAAGCUCCGGUCGACCUAGAUGCGAAACAAGGCAGACUCAAAUCUUUGCCAUCGACAUACGAGCCAGAUAUUCGAACGUCUGCGUGGUUGAAGCUCAAGAAGGAUUACAUGGAUACCAUCGGAGACUCUUUAGACGUCAUUCCUGUUGGUGCAUGGCAUGGGAAUGGGAGAAAGGCGCAGUGGUGGAGUCCCGUUCUAUUGGCGCUGUGGAAUCCGACAACUGGACGUCCUGUGGCUCUGUGCAAAUGCAUGUCAGGUUUCAGCGACGUCUUCUAUAAAUCGAUGAGGGAACGAUACGACCCUGGCUCGGAACUAUGUUCCAAGCAACCUCUGUGGGAGUGCGACUUUGGAGGUUACAAACCCGAGAUCUAUUUCAAACCACACGAAGUUUGGGAGCUCAAAGGUGCUGACAUAACGGAAAGCCCAAUAUCGGUAGCCGCACAAGGGCUUGUACCAUCCUCAAGAGGCCUCAGUCUACGAUUUCCUCGGUUUAUCACAACGAGGGAGGAUAAGGGCAUUGACCAAAGCAGUACUCCGUCGUUUCUCGUUGACAUGUGGAGGAGCCAGCAAGGAAGAGGUGGAUGUGGUGGCAACGACGAUGGAGAGCUUAUGGAUGUCGAUUUUGAGGAAUCCGAGCCGGAGUAUGAGUCAGAGGUUGAUGAUGAUACUUAA